Messenger RNA from Cyprinus carpio (common carp), 1534 nucleotides. RefSeq lists its product as uncharacterized. NCBI's taxonomy places the organism in Eukaryota, Metazoa, Chordata, Actinopteri, Cypriniformes, Cyprinidae. The record is from RefSeq and is a predicted model, not a curated record. The transcript is spliced from 4 exons. The coding region runs from base 57 to 674 and encodes 205 amino acids.
UUAAAUAUCCAUAUAUAUAUAUUUAUCAUGUUUCAUCUUCAGGUUACAGUGUCUUAAUGAUUGUAACUGAAGGAGCAUCAGUGAAAGUUCAUCCAGGAGGAAACACAACACUUCCCUGUAGCAUUAAAAAUGAUACAGAGAUUAACUGGAUCAUUACGAAUGGAAACCAAACAUUUGUAAGAAUUCUGAAACUAGAAUAUCUUUAUGGAGGUAAAUUUAAACCAGAGCCCUCCAUUAUUCACCCCAGUUAUGCAGGUCGGAUAACAGCACUCAUUUCUCCCAUAAACACUCACUCUCUGCUUCUGAUGAACAUCUCUGACACUGAUCUCAUGCUCUACUGCUGCAUGGACUUCACACUUGAACAAUCUCACUGCACAAAGCUGGACUAUCAAGGUGAUGUAGAUUUCAGCACUAAAGAUGUUGAUCAGGAUACAGAUACUAUCAGUCAUGAAUCAGUGAUCAUCAAGAUCGUCUUAUGGCUGCCUGUCAUCUGUGUGCUUCUGCUACUGUUACUGGUGUCAAGUGUCUAUGUGUGUUGGAGAGGAACAGGACUGUGGAAAGGUUGUGGAAAAACUAAUAACCUGAACCAGGACUGGAUUCACAAUAGUGUUAAGGGUAAAAUGGGACAAGAUGAUUGGACACUGGUUGAAGUUUUGUAUACACCGAUACCUUAAUUGAUUAUUUCAAAAUUCUUUUAUUCACUUAUCUUCACCUUUUGUCUUUAAUACAAUGUGUCUCUUUGAUAAUCAGAGUAGUUUUAUAACCCCUGUUUUCAGAUGUACUUCAAUGUGCAGAUGCAGAUGUGCAGAUUGCUAUGAAUUGUAACACUUAACUGUUUAUGUCAAUGCUUUAUGUCAAUACUUUAAAUAUCUAACUUAUGUACAUGAAUAAUGACAAUACUUGCAAUGGCCUAUACUGUUGCAUUUUAUUGUGACUAUAAGGUAUCAAAAAGCUCCUCUCUCACAGCAGCCUUUUCACAGUGUUUCCUGUCUCUGAUUGUAGACUAAAUUUAGCUCUUGUGCCAGCAAUUACAAAAGCAAGUCGUCUCACACACAAUGAACAGAGACACUCUUUUUAGAGAAAUACUUCUAAUAAAUUGAUAGCAGAAUUGAAAUAAAGAUUUAAGAAGCUUUAUUUUUGGAUGCAUUUUCUUAUGGGUGUUUGAAGCAGUGACUUUGGUGGACAUGUCCUAAACUUUUUAUGUUAGACAUUAUGUUCAGUAACUGUUAACUACAUCCUGUUUUUCACUGCUGAUGAUGGUUGUUUAUGACCACAUAUAGCACUUUACCACAAUGAACCACUAAUGGGUGAAAUGAGAUAUGGCAUCUGACCAGAGAGACUGUUUCAGAGAACAACAGAUGGAAAGAUGGUCACACCAUAGUCUUUGAUAUAUUGCAUGAUGUUUUUUUAAAAGGGCGUUAUUGUGGAUUGAUUAAUUAACAUUUAAUUUGUUCUAAUAAAAAUUAAAACAACUGUGAAUAAAAAAUGGUAUCCCUAAGUUUAAAUAUGUAUUUUAAUAUACAUUAAAUUUUAU